This is a messenger RNA of Drosophila willistoni, 1980 nucleotides long. It is a transcript of the gene PK2-R2, whose product is annotated as thyrotropin-releasing hormone receptor. The coding region runs from base 130 to 1980 and encodes 616 amino acids. The transcript has 9 exons. NCBI's taxonomy places the organism in Eukaryota, Metazoa, Arthropoda, Insecta, Diptera, Drosophilidae. Gene Ontology annotation, molecular function: neuropeptide receptor activity. Gene Ontology annotation, biological process: neuropeptide signaling pathway. Gene Ontology annotation, cellular component: plasma membrane. The record is from RefSeq and is a predicted model, not a curated record.
CAGUUGUUGUCGCGUUCGCAUAGCGACGACCGUUAAAGCGAAAAGAAACCACGAAAAAUUGAAAUUCCCUUUUUUAAUUGGACACAUACAAAAGCAUCGAAUAGCCCAAAGAUAUUCGUUACCAAGAAAAUGGCAGCCUUGAUGCUGGCCAUGAACACAUCUAGCUCAACUGAGUUAUCUCCUGCUCUAGACCUGACCAGUGACUUCUCAUUAUUUCAAAAUGAGAAGUUCCUUUGGAAUCUAACACAAGCGCUUAAUAUAUCGGCGGACAAUUUGACCAGUCUCUUGCAUGGCUUGGAGCCACAGGAACUGUUGCAACUGGACCAGGCCCAGGCAACAAUGUCCACACGCACACCCAUGGGACUGCUGACCACGUUGAGUGUGGGCUAUGGCCUCAUCUUUGUGGCUGGUAUAUUGGGUAACCUAAUUACCUGCAUUGUGAUCUCACGUAACAAUUUUAUGCACACGGCAACAAAUUUCUAUCUCUUUAAUUUGGCCAUCUCCGACUUGAUCCUCUUGUGUUCAGGUAUGCCACAGGAUCUAUAUAAUCUCUGGCAUCCCGACAAUUAUCCCUUCACCGAUACCAUAUGCAUACUGGAGAGUGUCCUCUCCGAGACAGCAGCCAAUGCCACUGUGCUGACUAUAACAGCGUUUACAGUCGAACGUUACAUUGCCAUUUGUCAUCCAUUCAGGCAACACACCAUGUCAAAGUUAUCGCGUGCUGUGAAGUUCAUUUUUGCCAUUUGGAUUGCAGCUCUAUUACUGGCCCUGCCCCAAGCAAUACAAUUCUCAGUGGUCCAGGGAAUUGGUGCGGACUCCUCAUGCACUAUGAAAAAUGAUUUCUUUGCUCAUGUGUUUGCUGUUUCCGGAUUUCUGUUCUUUGGCGGCCCCAUGACUGCCAUUUGUGUCCUUUAUGUCCUCAUUGGGGUAAAGUUGAAGCGUAGUCGUUUGCUCCAGGCACUGCCACGUCGUUGCUAUGAUGUGAAUCGUGGAAUCAGUGCCCAGACUCGUGUCAUCCGCAUGUUGGUGGCUGUGGCAGUGGCUUUCUUUAUCUGCUGGGCACCCUUUCAUGCACAGCGUUUGAUGGCAGUUUAUGGUUCUACUUCGGGCAUUGAGUCCAAGUGGUUUAACGAUGUCUUCAACAUCCUUAACUAUACAUCCGGUGUGUUGUACUUUCUAUCCACGUGCAUCAAUCCGCUUCUGUACAAUAUAAUGAGCCACAAAUUUCGCGAGGCCUUUAAGGUUACUUUAGCUCGUCAUUUUCACAUUUCGAGCAAGACGCAGGGCCAAGGACGACCUCAUAUCUACAGCGCACUGCGACGCAAUCAAACGGGUUCUCUUCGCACAACGGAUAGCGUACGGACCACAAUGACAACUACAACGACAACAACCAAUCUGAAUGGCAACAGUAGCAACAGUGGCAAUUCGCAAAGAGUGCAUAGGAUUUCGAUGGACAGUACACAGGGUGCACAAAAUCGCAGCAGGCAGGAUCUUUUUGGAGGUCAACCGAAUCGGCCACAUCGACAAUUGCAAACACAGAUAUCCCAAUUGUCGUCUGUGGGGGAUGCUCACUCGCUCCUUGAGGGGGAUAUCCCCUGGCCGGUGGAACAAUAUGAGCUAGCUGGGCGACAGCAUCAACAUCCGCUUGUCAUGGGUUCCAUUGAUGAGCUAAGCUGUCAAUCGGUGGGUGUUGAUGUGGCGGGUGUAUCGCGUUCACGCCUUAAACUAACCCGCAUCACGCGCCAUCCACAGCCAAGCGGUUCAGUCAAGGCAACUGGAGAUGCUGCAGCCAAAGGGGGCGGGUGCGGUGGCGCGGGUGUUAUCGGUGGCAUUGCGGAUGAGGCAAAUGGCAGAGUGCGUAAGGCAAAGGCAAAAAGUCUUAAAACCUCCAACACUUUCAAGACUCUCAGGGUCAAACUCAAUUGGCCUGCCAGGCGCAAAGGCAGCCACAAGCCGCAGCAGCAGCAGCAACAUCAUUAA